Messenger RNA from Amphibalanus amphitrite, 1229 nucleotides. Its product is annotated as autophagy-related protein 101-like. The transcript has 6 exons. Gene Ontology annotation, cellular component: phagophore assembly site. Gene Ontology annotation, biological process: autophagy; autophagosome assembly. Lineage: Eukaryota; Metazoa; Arthropoda; Thecostraca; Balanomorpha; Balanidae. The coding region runs from base 214 to 870 and encodes 218 amino acids. The record is from RefSeq and is a predicted model, not a curated record.
GUAUUUCAAUUCGUAUUUGACCUUGGAGGCAGGAUAAUUUUUAUUUACCCUACGGAUUGUUGGCCUCUUGGCCACAAACAAAUAAAAAUUGAAAAAGAGAAUCAGUGUUGUUAGGGAUACUGUUGGGGCAUUCAUUUCAGCGGAUACAUUUUUGGUAUCCAUGCUUGAUGGUUUUGCAGUAACCUGAAUGGGUGCUGGUUAUACCCUAACAAAAUGAAUGCCCGCACACAAGUCUUUGAAUUUUCAUGCGAGGCAUGCAUGGUGAGUGACAUCGUGGGCAGCGUGUUCAGCACAGUGCUGUUCCACCGGACGCUGGGCAAGUUCAGCUGCCACAAGCACAACCUGUACUCGCUCGGCUCAGUCGGCUUCCAGGAUGUUGACCUGCCUGUUCUGGAGGUCACCCAUGUGCGCUGCUCCUCACCGAGCAUGCAGCGCGUGCUGGAGCAGGAGGUGUCCCAGUUCAGCAGCAUGAUGGCGGCCGCCGAGCGGCCCCACCAGGGCCAGAUCUCGCUCGAGUUCUACCAGAAGAAGAAGGCCAAGUGGCCGUUCGCCACCGAGUGCAUGCCAUGGGAGGUGUGGACGCUGCGCAUGGAGACGGUCGAUCUGGAGAACGAAAGAGAGCGGAAGGUGUUCCGGGAGAAGGUGGUGGACGUACUGACGGAGAAGCUGCGCCACGUGGUGCAGGCCAUGAACCGGCAGCAGUACCUGCCGCACACGCCGCCGCAGGCCGAGCUCGACCUCGUCUUCGAUACCUCCUUCCCGGACGUACAGCCCUACCUCUUCAAGGUUGACUACCAGACGAGCGGCGUCACCAACCCCUCGGUGGGCACCGCCGUCAAGAAGCUGCUCAAGGACACACUGGCCAUGUGACCCGACGGCCGCCUAGGAACCGAUCCACAGACAGACGGACGGGCCAUAACGGCGACCGUGCUUAGGUCGGACCGGGCCGGCGCAGACAGAGGCCGCGAUGGGCCGCUACAGAGCGGAUACUGCCGACAGAAACACACCGAGAAAGAGACCGAGGGGUUCAGGAGCUGAUCUCCGCGGCGAGGACCGCUCGCAGCUUUAGCGGCCGGCCGGUAAUGGACUGCCGGCCGCCGCACGCCCCCGCCCCACGAGUAUUUAUUCGGUACCACUAGAGACGGGUGCCACUGCAACUCGCCGCGUGCCGGCAACGACAGAGUAUGUGUGCGAGUGCAUAGGCUUUGCAAUACAUUUUUAUUUAUACU